UAGUUUCUUUAGUUCCAUGUAGUGAGUCACUCUCUUGAACCAAAUUAUUCCCAAACGACCAACUCCAGCUAGAACACAGAAAAAAUUAGGAGUAUUGGAGGACAUAGAGCCGAGUUCAUAAACAAAAUGAAUGACUUAAACAAUUCCAAGCCCUAUGAGAACCAUUUACUAAACAAUGUCAUUACCAACAAUGCCAAUAUAAAUGAUGAAAAUCUAUCCGCUGGCCGUCGAAACUUACGCCGAUGGCUAGGCAAGCCCUUUAGGGUAGUGAUUACCGAUGGUCGAGUGCUGGUGGGCUUUUUCAACUGUACCGACAAGGAUUCCAAUAUUGUCCUAUCCAUGUGUGCCGAAUAUCUGGAAGAGGGCGAAGAAUCACCACGCAUUCUAGGCAAUGUUAUGAUACCCGGUAAACAUAUUGUUUCCGUGUCAGUGGACUUACCACCCGAAGAGGUAUAUACCGUGAAACCAGUGAAAGCCUAG
Molecule: messenger RNA, 480 nt
Organism: Musca domestica (house fly)
Lineage: Eukaryota; Metazoa; Arthropoda; Insecta; Diptera; Muscidae
Gene: Sbat
Product: N-alpha-acetyltransferase 38, NatC auxiliary subunit
Exons: 2
Coding region: 127-480 (117 amino acids)
Cellular component (GO): NatC complex
Molecular function (GO): RNA binding
Source: RefSeq, a predicted model, not a curated record